Hevea brasiliensis (rubber tree) is the source of this 744-nucleotide messenger RNA. RefSeq lists its product as uncharacterized. NCBI's taxonomy places the organism in Eukaryota, Viridiplantae, Streptophyta, Magnoliopsida, Malpighiales, Euphorbiaceae. The coding region runs from base 1 to 744 and encodes 247 amino acids. The record is from RefSeq and is a predicted model, not a curated record. The transcript has a single exon.
AUGCCCUCCUAUUUAAAAUUUCUAAAGGAAAUCCUUUCCAAGAAAAGGAGACUGGAGGACUAUGAGAUAGUUGCUCUAACAGAAGAAUGUAGUGCCAUCCUACAAAACAAGUUGUCUCCAAAAUUGAAAGAUCUUGGAAGCUUCUCCAUACCAUGCUUGAUUGGAAAUAUGAAUAUUAACGAAGCCCUCUAUGACCUUGGAGCCAGUGUGAGCCUAAUGCCCUUGUUCAUAUGUCAAAAGCUAAAUGUGGGAGAGCUAAGACCAACUACCAUCUCCUUGCAAUUAGUAGAUAAAUCUGUCAAGUACCCAGUUAUCAUCCUAGAAAACAUACCCAUCAAGGUGAGAAAAUUUUUCAUUCCAGUAGAUUUUGUUAUCCUAGAGAUGGAGGAAUAUAUCCAAAUUCCCAUAAUAUUGGGAAGACCUUUCUUGGCAACUACUGGAGUAAUCAUAGACGUAAAAAAUGGGCUUAUAACUCUCAAAGUGGGGGAUGAAGAGGUAGAAUUCAACCUAUUUCAAGCAAUGAAGCAAAAGUCUGAACCUGAUGAAUGUUUAAGGGUUGACAUCAUAGACAAGCUAGUGGAGGAAGAAUUUCAAAAGAGAUAUCCUGAAGACCCUCUUGAAGCUUAUAUAGUGCAUGGCCACACAGUGGAGAAUGAGAACAAGGAAAUUACAGCAUAUGCAGAAUCUUUUGAGGUAAAUCCACCUCUACCUUUGGCCCAAGCACUUCUGGUAGAAAAUCUGUAG